Molecule: messenger RNA, 4247 nt
Organism: Phaethon lepturus (White-tailed tropicbird)
Lineage: Eukaryota; Metazoa; Chordata; Aves; Phaethontiformes; Phaethontidae
Gene: NSD2
Product: Wolf-Hirschhorn syndrome candidate 1
Exons: 21
Coding region: 26-4132 (1368 amino acids)
Biological process (GO): regulation of DNA-templated transcription
Cellular component (GO): chromatin; nucleus
Molecular function (GO): protein binding; histone H3K36 methyltransferase activity
Source: RefSeq, a predicted model, not a curated record
GUAAGACUGGAAACAUCUGGGCUGAAUGGACUUUAGCAUCAAAAGAAGUUCUCAACUGUUAACUCGAAAAAUUAACUACAUCAAAAUGAAGCAGGUACCAGAGAUCCUUGGAAAUACCAAUGGGAAGACUCAGAAUUGUGAAGUGAAUCGUGAGUGUUCUGUCUACUUGGGCAAAGCACAACUUUCUGCCACUCUACAAGAAGGUGUCAUGCAAAAAUAUAAUGGCCAUGAUGCUCUUCCAUUUAUUCCAGCUGAUAAAUUGAAAGAUCUAACCUCUCGUGUGUUUAAUGGCGAAUCUGGGGCCCAAGAUGCCAAGCUGCGCUUUGAACCCCAGGAAAUAAAGGGAGUUGGAACACCACCCAACACUACUCCUAUCAAGAAUGGCUCUCCAGAAAUUAAGCUGAAAAUCACUAAAACCUACAUGAAUGGAAAGCCUCUUUUUGAAUCUUCCAUUUGUGGAGACAAUGGUGCAGAUGUGUCUCAGUCAGAGGAAAAUGAACAAAAGCCAGCAAACAAGGAGAGGAGAAACAGGAAAAGAAGCAUAAAAUAUGACUCCUUGCUUGAGCAGGGUCUUGUUGAAGCAGCCUUGGUAUCAAAGACUUCAAGUCCCACUGAAAAGAAGGCUCCUGCUAAGAGAGAUUCAACUCAAAGUACCAUCAAAGAAGACAAAGUCCAUCUGUUGAAGUACAAUAUAGGAGAUCUAGUGUGGUCAAAAGUGUCUGGUUUUCCAUGGUGGCCAUGUAUGGUUUCUGCUGAUCCUGUUCUCCAUUCCUACACUAAACUAAAAGGACAGAAAAAGAGUUUUCGUCAAUACCAUGUUCAAUUCUUUGGAGAUGCCCCAGAGCGAGCCUGGAUAUUUGAGAAGAGCCUUGUGCCCUUCAAAGAAAAAGACCAGUUUGAACAAUUAUGCCAGGAAAGUGCAAAACAAGCCCUCACUAAAGCAGAGAAAAUAAAGAUGUUAAAGCCUGUUUCAGGGAAGCUGCGGCCACAGUGGGAGAUGGGUGUUAAGCAAGCAAGUGAAGCAGUAGGCAUGACAGUGGAAGAACGGAAGGCCAAGUACACCUUCAUCUAUGUUAGGGACAGACCUCAUCUUAAUCCUCGAGUGGCAAAGGAAGUUGGCAUUGCUGUGGAACCAUUAGAGGAGAUAGAUGAGUUAUCUUACUCAAACGAAGAAACCACUCCAAGUCUGAAGUCGAUGAAGGAGUCUGGCAUUCCUAACAAGAGGAGGAGAAGGACAUCAAAAUUGUCUGCCACUGAUGAUAUGCAAGAAAGCAGUCAGUCGGGAGCUAAGAAUAUUACUCCUCAAAAGUCAUCCGAACAGGCAGAAUCCAAACGAGGGAUAGGCUCCCCUCUCAAUAGAAAGAAAACUCCAGCAUCUACUCCGCGAAGCAGAAAGGGCGAUGCAGUAUCUCAGUUUUUGGUCUUUUGUCAGAAGCAUAGAGAUGAGGUGGUUGCUGAACAUCCAGAUGCCUCAAGUGAGGAAAUUGAAGAAUUGCUCGAAUCGCAGUGGAACAUGCUUAGUGAAAAACAGAAAGCUCGCUAUAACACAAAGUUUGCCAUAGUGACCUCUCCCAAAUCUGAAGAAGACUCUGGUAACUUACAUGGAAAUAAAAGAAACCAAAAAAAGAGGACAAAGGAACCUACAGAAGAUUUUGAAGUUCAGGAAGCACCUAGGAAAAGACUCAGGAUGGAUAAACAGAAUAAUCGGAAGAGGGAGACAAGCAAUGACAAAACAGCAAAAACAAACUCUUCUAAGGUCACAGAAACCUCCUCUUCACAAAAGAACCAGUCAGCAACGAAAAAUCUGUCUGAUGCAUGUAAACCUCUGAAGAAGCGAAAUCGGGCUUCAGCAGCAGAAUCUUCAACUCUUGCUUUUAGCAAGAGUUCAUCUCCUUCAGCUUCCUUAACUGAGAAUGAGAUCUCCGAUGGCCAAGGAGAUGAGCGGUCAGAAUCUCCCUAUGAAAGUGCUGAUGAAACUCAGACUGAAGUGUCUAUAUCAUCCAAAAAAUCUGAGCGAGGAGCAGGAACAAAAAAAGAAUAUGUGUGUCAGCUGUGUGAAAAAACAGGUGAUCUCCUGCUGUGUGAAGGACUUUGCUAUCGAGCUUUUCAUGUAAGCUGCCUUGGGCUCUCUGGAAGACCAGCAGGAAAAUUCAUUUGUAGUGAAUGUACAUCAGGUGUGCAUACCUGUUUUGUCUGUAAAGAGAGAAAGGCAGAUGUGAAACGCUGUGUCGUAUCCCACUGUGGAAAAUUCUACCAUGAAGCUUGUGUGAAAAAAUUUCAUCUUACUGUGUUUGAGAACAGGGGGUUUCGAUGUCCUCUCCACAGCUGCCUAAGUUGUCAUGUUAGUAACCCCUCACAUCCACGAAUUUCAAAAGGAAAGAUGAUGCGCUGUGUUCGCUGUCCUGUCGCAUACCACGCCGGAGACGUUUGCAUCGCUGCGGGAUGUGCAGUCAUCGCUUCCAACAGCAUUGUUUGUACGAAUCAUUUCACUGCCAUGAAAGGCAAAAGUCAUCAUGCGCAUGUCAAUGUGAGCUGGUGCUUUGUGUGUUCAAAAGGAGGAAGCUUGUUGUGCUGCGAGUCGUGUCCUGCAGCGUUUCACCCAGACUGCUUAAACAUUGAAAUGCCAGAUGGGAGCUGGUACUGCAAUGACUGCAGGGCGGGGAAGAAGCUCCAUUUCCAGGAUAUUAUUUGGGUUAAACUGGGAAAUUACAGAUGGUGGCCUGCAGAAGUUUGCCAUCCGAAAAACGUUCCCCCAAAUAUCCAGAAAAUGAAGCAUGAAAUCGGAGAAUUUCCUGUGUUUUUCUUUGGUUCUAAGGAUUACUAUUGGACGCACCAAGCCCGGGUGUUCCCUUACAUGGAGGGAGACAGAGGGAGUAGAUACCAGGGGAUCAAAGGAAUUGGAAAAGUCUUCAAAAAUGCUUUGCAAGAAGCUGAAGCUCGAUUUCGAGAAAUAAAGCUACAGCGAGAAGCCAAAGAAACCCAAGAAAGUGAACGUAAGCCUCCACCAUACAAGCAUAUUAAGGUGAAUAAACCUUGUGGUAAAGUGCAGAUAUAUACUGCUGACAUUUCUGAGAUUCCCAAGUGCAACUGCAAACCCACGGAUGAAAACCCUUGUGGCUUUGAUUCCGAGUGCCUGAAUCGGAUGCUGAUGUACGAAUGCCACCCACAAGUCUGUCCAGCGGGAGAACGGUGCCAAAACCAGUGCUUUACAAAACGUCAAUACCCUGAGACAAAGAUCAUCAAAACCGAUGGGAAAGGGUGGGGUCUGGUCGCUAAGAGGGACAUUAAAAAGGGAGAGUUUGUGAAUGAGUAUGUUGGUGAGCUGAUUGAUGAAGAGGAAUGUAUGGCAAGAAUCAAAUAUGCACAUGAAAAUGACAUUACCCACUUCUAUAUGCUUACUAUUGAUAAGGACCGUAUUAUCGAUGCUGGCCCCAAAGGAAACUAUUCUCGUUUCAUGAAUCACAGCUGCCAACCAAAUUGUGAAACUCUAAAAUGGACAGUAAAUGGAGACACUCGUGUCGGCCUGUUUGCUGUGUGUGAUAUUCCUGCAGGGACAGAGCUGACUUUUAAUUACAACCUUGACUGUCUGGGCAAUGAAAAAACAGUCUGCAAAUGUGGUGCCCCAAACUGCAGUGGAUUUCUUGGGGACAGACCAAAGAAUUCUUCCACUAAUGCCUCAGAAGAAAAAGGCAAAAAGACCAAAAAGAGAACACGGAGACGCAGAACGAAAAAUGAAGGGAAGAAAGAAUCUGAAGACGAUUGUUUCCGUUGUGGUGAUGGAGGCCAGCUGGUAUUGUGCGACAGGAAAUCUUGUACUAAAGCUUAUCAUCUUUCCUGUCUUGGUUUGGUGAAACGACCUUUCGGAAAGUGGGAGUGUCCUUGGCACCACUGUGAUGUUUGUGGCAAACCUUCCGUUUCUUUCUGCCACUUCUGCCCAAAUUCUUUCUGCAAGGAACACCAAGACGGGACAGUACUAAAUUCUAUGUUGAAUGGACACUUAUGCUGCUCUGAACACGUUCUUGGGGUGGAUUCUGUUGAACCUCAGAAGACUGAGAAACCCCGCAAAAAACUGAACAAGUUGAAGCCUAAGAGAAAGCAGAGGAACAGAUGGAUGAGAGCUGAAUGCAAAUAGUCAUGGACUGCAGUUUCUACUGCCAACACUAUCUUGUAGAUAAGUUGUGAAUAUGACCAGGGAAGGACACAAUUUUACAUAUAUUCUGUAAAGGUUUCGGGGCGGGGGGGGGUGG